Messenger RNA from Phytophthora nicotianae INRA-310, 333 nucleotides. RefSeq lists its product as hypothetical. The coding region runs from base 1 to 333 and encodes 110 amino acids. The record is from RefSeq and is a predicted model, not a curated record. The transcript has a single exon. NCBI's taxonomy places the organism in Eukaryota, Oomycota, Peronosporomycetes, Peronosporales, Peronosporaceae.
AUGGGGCGUUCGUCGGCGUCGUCUGCUGACGAAAAUUCAACCGGUAGUGCGAUCAACCAGCUGCGUCGCGGCUUGACGCGGGGUGGUCCGCCCUCGGCCCAUCGCAAGCCCAAUUUCGUCAUGUGUCCGCAAAGGCUCAUCUGCACGUGGGACCAAGGCCAGUCCUCUUGGAAGAAGGCAGAACCUGCCUCCGAUCCGAAAGUCUCAGGGGGAUCACUACCGCCUCAUACUACGGUGUUGAAGUUUGUCGCUGCAGCCGUUCUGAUCUAUCCAGCUAGCCUUCAAGAUGAAAUUCAUCACCACAAGUCAUUGCCACGAGCUCGUUGCAGUUGA